Molecule: messenger RNA, 1182 nt
Organism: Lolium perenne
Lineage: Eukaryota; Viridiplantae; Streptophyta; Magnoliopsida; Poales; Poaceae
Source: RefSeq, a predicted model, not a curated record
GUGACAAUCUAUCAGAAACAAUAGAAGUUUCCGUGAGGAAAUACUGCGAAGACAAGUCCUAUGACAUGUUCAAACCAGAAGUCGGGAUGAGAUUUGAUACUUGCGAGGAUGCUUAUAAGUUUUACAAUAUGUACUCCUGGGUUCUUGGAUUCAGUAUCCGCUGCGGUGAUAACUACACAAACACAAAAAAAGUUCGUACCAAUCAGGAAUAUAAAUGCCAACGAGAGGGUAAAGAGAAAGCUGCUAAAUUGUCCACAACUAGAUGCGGCUGCAAAGCGAUGAUACGACUUGCAAUCUGCGAUGACUCCACUUGGUAUGUAAAAGCAUUCGUUGGUGAACACAAUCACCAGUUGGUAGAAAGCUGUGGAGAAAAGAAACACCUAUCAUCUCACCGUCACAUUGACAAGCAUACAAAGGAAUGGAUACGUCACCUAAGGGAGAACAAUGUCAGUCUAAGUAGGGUGAAUUUGGUUUUGGGCAGUGUAUUUGGGUCAAUGGGAAAUGUACCCUUCAGCAAGAAGACACUCAGGACUUUUUGCUCUUCUAUUGCAUCUGAUGCCUUAAAGGACGAUGUCAAGAAAACAAUGGAGAGUUUCACAGAAAUGAUAUCAAGUGAUCCGAGAUUUGUCUUCUCUGUCCAGCUAGAUGACAACGAAAAUUUGAAAUCUCUUAUGUGGACAACCACUGUUCAUACAGCGACAAUCCUUGCAGUUCAAAACCAAGGACUACCUAUGCAAAAGAAUGCAGUUUUAAAUUAAGAAAUCAAGAAUAAUUUCUUAAGGUUAUACUAAGUUCCUAAACAAAUAUAAGUGAACUACAGUAUCAAGGGAAUUUUCUGUACACCUCAGUAUGAACAUUAGAGUUCAAGGCAGUCAGACAGGAAACAGACAAUAUACAUAAAUCGAAAUCAAAAUCACUAAAUAUAACAAACAGGAACAUUAACUUUACCAUUUGGUAGCGAUGAUUUAAAUGCAAGCAACCUGUGGUGCAUGACAGAUUAACACAGCACACGUUGGCAAUCUUCAAAGAAGUAAUAAAUCCAUCCUUAGUAGAGCAAAAAAUGACCCACCUAAGAAAUGGCCUAUAGUAACGCCAACGAUGAACGCUGACAUUGGCUAUCUGCAGAGGCAUCCCAUAAUCUUGUAGCUUGGACAGCAAAGGAAAAGAAUAGUGUUCUGAACA